AUCAAUUGGCGGGGCCCUCACUGAAGCCGGAAGCACAUGCUGUGGCGCGCUGCCCCUAUGUUGUUAUUUACUGUGACAUGUAGCCUGAAAGCCGGAGAUAUUUCUGCGUUUUCCGAAACUUAACGUCUGUGUAGAUUAUCUAAAAAAUGGCGACAACGGUGGCGACGCCCGUCAUCCCGACGGAGCACGACACGGACCGGUGCGGGAGCGAGGAGGAGAGCCGCGGGGCCGAGGCGGAGGAGAGCGGGCAGCCGCAGCAGACAGGCCCGGGGGCCGUGAGCCACAGCCGGCUGUCCAAACUGCCGCUGGCCCGCAUCAAGGCGCUGAUGAAGACCGACCCGGACGUGUCUCUGGCCAGCCAGGAGUCCGUGUUUAUCAUCGCUAAAGCCACGGAAUUGUUUGUUGAGAUGAUUGCCAAAGAUGCUCUGGUCUACGCUCAGCAAGGGAAGAGGAAAACGUUGCAAAGAAAAGAUUUGGACAACGCAAUAGAGGCCAUAGAUGAGUUUGCAUUUCUCGAAGGCACACUGGAUUAAAGACAGCUUCAGGAGACCAGUCGGAGCGCGGUGAAUAUCCAGAAAGCAUCCGAGAAGCUUUCCAUUACAGGAGCACAGUUUUUUUUGUCAGAAACCUUGUGGUACUUUUCUAAGCCGAACUCUCAGAUUGGAUGUUUAUAAAUGCUUUUAUACAACAAACUCUUAAGAUUUUUCAUGCUUAAUUUUGAAGACAUUGAUGGUAAUGUGUACAUUUUCCUGUAAAUAUGUGUGAAAUACUACUGGACGAUGAAAUAAAUGUACGUUUUAAGCAA
Molecule: messenger RNA, 805 nt
Organism: Acanthochromis polyacanthus (spiny chromis)
Lineage: Eukaryota; Metazoa; Chordata; Actinopteri; Pomacentridae
Gene: pole4
Product: polymerase (DNA-directed), epsilon 4, accessory subunit
Exons: 4
Coding region: 147-533 (128 amino acids)
Cellular component (GO): epsilon DNA polymerase complex; nucleus
Molecular function (GO): protein heterodimerization activity
Source: RefSeq, a predicted model, not a curated record